Mauremys mutica (yellowpond turtle) is the source of this 939-nucleotide messenger RNA. RefSeq names its product olfactory receptor 11A1-like. Gene Ontology annotation, molecular function: G protein-coupled receptor activity; olfactory receptor activity. The transcript is spliced from 3 exons. Gene Ontology annotation, biological process: G protein-coupled receptor signaling pathway. The record is from RefSeq and is a predicted model, not a curated record. Lineage: Eukaryota; Metazoa; Chordata; Testudines; Geoemydidae. Gene Ontology annotation, cellular component: membrane. The coding region runs from base 1 to 939 and encodes 312 amino acids.
AUGGAAAAUACUUUACAGGAAAAUCAAACAUCCAUUGCGGAAUUCAUUCUCCUGGGAUUUGGGGAUCUCCCUCAACUGAAGACCCUUCUCUUCCUGCUGUUUCUAGUGAUCUACAUUGUGACGAUGGCUGGGAACAUCCUUAUUGUUGUGCUAAUUGUGACUGAUCAGCAUCUUCAUACCCCCAUGUACUUCUUCCUGGGGAACUUGUCCUGCUUGGAGACCUGCUACACCUCCACCAUCCUUCCCAGGGUGCUGGCCAGUCUCCUGACUGGGGACAGAACCAUUUCUGUUAGAGAUUGCAUUGUACAAUUUUAUAUUUUUGGUUCUCUGGCAGCCACAGAAUGUUGUCUCUUAUCUGUGAUGUCCUAUGAUCGGUAUUUAGCAAUAUGCAAACCGCUGCAUUAUGCAGCCCUUACAAACGGCAGGUUCUGCACCAAACUAGUGGCUGGGUCUUGGAUAGGUGGAUUUAUGUCUGUGGCCAUCAUAAUAUUUAUGAUUUCACAAUUAACAUUCUGUGGUCCCAAUGAAAUUGACCAUUUCUUUUGUGAUUUAAGCCCAAUAAUAAAGCUGUCCUGCAGUGACAUCUGCAUGUUGGAAGUUACAGCUGUCAUUUUCUCCUCAAUGUUCACGCUGCCACCAUUUGCGUUAACCCUGGCAUCCUACGUUCACAUCAUCUCCACAAUCCUGAGAAUCCCAUCCACCAUGGGGAGGCAAAAGGCCUUUUCCACCUGCUCCUCCCACCUCAUUGUGGUGACAAUAUUCUAUGGAACUCUAGUCAUCGUCUACAUGCUACCAAAAAACAAGACGCUGAGAAGCCUCAACAAGAUGUUCUCUGUCUUCUACACAGUGCUGACUCCAAUCGUUAAUCCCCUCAUCUACAGCCUGAGGAACAAAGAGGUGAAGGAGGCCCUGAGGAAAGCUUACAGCAUUGACUUCUAG